Wallemia mellicola CBS 633.66 is the source of this 4365-nucleotide messenger RNA. RefSeq lists its product as hypothetical. NCBI's taxonomy places the organism in Eukaryota, Fungi, Basidiomycota, Wallemiomycetes, Wallemiales, Wallemiaceae. The record is from RefSeq and is a predicted model, not a curated record. Gene Ontology annotation, biological process: microtubule cytoskeleton organization; dynein-driven meiotic oscillatory nuclear movement; maintenance of protein location in cell cortex. The transcript has 6 exons. Gene Ontology annotation, cellular component: cell cortex; mitochondrion. Gene Ontology annotation, molecular function: tubulin binding; phospholipid binding. The coding region runs from base 1 to 4365 and encodes 1454 amino acids.
AUGGACAUUUUCCAGAGUGGUGAAGCGAGCCAUCCCGCAGAAUUCUCACUCAAUCCGGUACCACCUGAGCAAGAUAGCGAACAAGAUCUGCGCACUCAACUUGACCAGUUACUCUCCCAAAAGGAUGCACAAUUGGCAAAUACAGGUAGAUUAGGUGAAAAUUUAUUACAACAGCGGCAAGAAUUAGCCGCUUUAAUUCAAUCUGUAGAUAAUGGCGAUGAGAAAGUCGAAGAACUCAAGGCGACGAUGAACAGAUUGGAAGGCUUGAAUCAUGAUAUAAGUUCACCUGGCAAUAUUUCAGAUUCUACUAUUAUGCCUACCUUGAAUUCUACAUCCUCAUUCGCACUCAGCACUGCUGCCAACUCACCCCAGCCGUUUGCAGUCCCUAGCGCGCCUGCACAAAAGAAUCAAUCGAAUAGAAGAUCCAGGAAUGCUGCUCAUAGAUCAGAUGAUGUUGAAUUUGCAGCUGAAAUUGGUCAACAUUUACUCAUUGAAGUUAGACGUUUACAGUCUUUGGUUGCGGAACGUGAUGAUACCAUCAAAAAGUUACAAAUCGAUAAUGAGAACAAUCGUGCUAAUCAAGAUGACACUCUUCUUCGUAUGAGUACACUUGAACAAGCUGUUGAUAGAUUUAAGGAAGAUAAUUGGAACCUUGAAAUGCAAAAUCAAGAUUUACAAGCGUCCAACACUCAACAUCAAGAUCAACUUACUAGGUUAGAAGCUGAGCGUAACAAGCUAACUAAGACAUUGUCAAUUACUAAAGAUUCUCUUGAUGAACGUCGCCAAGAUACAGAGAAGUUAAAUCAGUCACUCGAUCAACUGAAACAGAAAUAUGAGACAGAAACAGCAUUAGCGAGAAAGGAUCGCGCUACGGCUGGCCGUGAAAAGAGUGACUUGACAAGUGCAUUAGAGAAUUCCAAGAAAGAAAUUGAGAGACUUGAAAAAGAGAACAAAGCGAAGAAUAAAUUUAGAAAUCAAUCUAGUGAUGCUAACAUUACUGGUACCUUCAAUGAUGGUGAUAUCAGUCGUAAGAAUCUUCUUGAAGGUGACUUCGAUCCAGAUCGCAGUGACUUUGGUCAUCCUGGAGAGUACCACCCAACUCAAGGUUUACUUGAUGAAAUGUUCGAGGAGGGUGAUAUGACAACGAGACGUAGAACAACUGGUAACUUCCACUUACCGAUGUUAGACUCACCAAGAUCUGUUCGUGUUAAUACCAAUGAAGGUAACAUGACUCCAGGCGGUGCACGUACAGCAUCAGCAUUAGCUUCAGAGAAUGAAACUUUACGUGUUGCAAAUAGUAACAAAGAGAGAGUCAUCACAGGUCUUCAAAGACAACUCCGUAAUGAGAAGUCACAAAUCGUCGAAUUCAAACGUAAACUUGCUUUAUCGCAAAGAGGAACAGAUGAAGGUGUCGAAGAAAGUUCUGAGGAUGAGAUUAUCGAAGAGGUAGUCAGUGAGAGUAGCCCAUCUAAACUUCCAAGUAGAUUAAGAGGAAGAAAACCACGUAGCUCCAAGCUCCGUAAGACUGUUUCUAUUGAAAACAGCGAUGUUAGCGAGUUCGAUGAUACCAGUCAAUCAUCCAUUCAACCACCAGAAUUUGAAGCACCUGGCUCACCAGAUCAAAAAGAUGAUGGCCUUGAUCCAUUAUUUGCUUCACAUUCACCGGUUAAAAAACCAGUACAAAAGCAAGACACCAGUUCCUCCGACGAAGAACAGGAAGAGAUUAAUACGUCUAUGUCGUCAAUUGGUAGAAGACGUGGUAGGGCUGUCAAAGGUAAACUCUCAAGCUCAGGCUUACGCGAAUCUUUCACCGCCUCAUCUCUCCCAACUUCACGCAAGGCUAGUUUGGCUGAUACUUCCGAAUUAGGUGGUAUCCACGAAAACACUAUAGAGAAAGUAGUUGAAAAAGAGGUUCCAACUGAAAAGAUUGUCGAAAAGGAAGUUGAAAAGAUCGUCGAAAAAGAGGUACCAGUUGAGAAGGUAGUCGAGAAAGAAGUCCCCGUUGAAAAGAUUGUCGAAAAAGAAGUUCCAGUUGAAAAGAUCGUCGAGAAAGAAGUCCCAGUUGAGAAGAUCGUUGAAAAGAUUAUUGAAGUACCUGUCGAAAAAGUUGUCGAGAAGAUCGUAGAGGUACCCGUAGAGAAGAUUGUGGAAGUACCAGUUGAGAGGAUAGUAGAAAAGAUCGUCGAAGUUCCAAUCGAAAAAAUCGUUGAGGUACCUGUCGAAAAGAUUAAGGAAGUACCGGUGGAGAAGAUAGUAGAGAUACCAGUUGAUAAAAUUAUCGAAAUACCCAAGGAGAUUGAGGUUGAGAAGAUUGUCGAGCGCGUUGUAGAGAAGCCGAUUGAAGUUGUUGUUGAAAAGCAACUCAAGCCAGAUGAACGUGUUGUUGAGAAGGAAGUACCUGUCGAGAAGAUCGUUGAGAAGAUUGUUGAAAAGAAGGUCGAAGUGCCUGUCGAAAUACCUGUUGAGAAAAUUGUUGAGAAAGUUGUCGAGAAGAGAAUUGAAGUACCAAUCGAAAUACCAGUCGAGAAAAUUGUCGAAAAGAUCGUCGAAAAGAAAGUCGAAGUUCCUGUUGAGCGCAUCAAGUAUGUUCCUACAGCUCAUCCAAAAACUACAUCAGUUGGUUCUCAAACCCUCAACGAGCAAUCCAACUUGGGUGUUCAAACUGAUGAUGCCACGAAUGACAAUACUCCUCGUGUCAAGACAGUACACGUAUACCAUGAACAAGAGAAGUUAACCUCACCAACAAGCAAAGCCAAAAAGGUUCUUCCAACGUCAGAACAAGCGUCAGAACACAAUGUUGAACAUGUCAGCACAGUCUUGUCAGAUAAACACAACACUAUAUCAAGAAGAGAAUCCAAGGAUAUGCCAAGAAGAGCUUCCGCAAGUUCAGCCAAGGGUGGCCACAUCGACAUUAUCUCACGUACAAAUUCAACAGGAAUACCAUAUGGCGGUAUGCCACCACCUAGACCAACCUCACCACCGCCACCAGAGUUUAUUCAGAGAGCUACUAACAGAGGCUCUCAAACCAUUUCUACUGGCUCUAAGAAUAGACCUACGUUGAAAAAGCAUAUGUCAACAAUUUCAUUCCAGAGUGCUGCUGGCAGUCAACACAAUAGUAGGGCAGGUACACCACUUUCAUCUUUCGGUAGCUCUUACAGGUCAGCUACACCUGGUACUGCAUCUACACACUCUCGCACUCAAAUGAAAAAGAAACACGAAUCGUUCGGAACAGUCUCAAACAUCGAGCGUCGCUCUUACAGUUUGAGUUCAUCCUCUGCUCAAUUUAGUGAGCCAAGAAGUACCAGUGAGAAUGUUGAAGAGGAUGAUGAAAGCGACGAAGACAGCGUCAGUGUACCAGACAGUCAUGUAGUGACAAACACUCAGCCGGACCCAAUAAUACAAGCAAUUACACAAACUAUGAUUGGUGAAUUCCUCUUUAAAUAUACUCGUAAAUCACUUGGAAAAGGUAAUUCGGCAAAGCGUCACAGAAGAUAUUUCUGGCUUCAUCCAUACAACAAAUCUCUCUUCUGGAGUGAAGACGAACAAGGCGCUCAUGGCGUAUUUGAAAGUAGCUCAAAGAGUGUCUAUAUCGAACGCGUGGAGAGUAUAGAUGAUCCAAACCCAUCACCACCUGGUUUGCAUCACGAAAGUAUACUCGUCUACACUGCUCAAGAUCGUGAAAUUAAGCUUACUGCAUCUAACCGUGAAAGACACGAAUUAUGGUUGAAUGCACUUUCAUAUCUCCUUCAGCGUAAUUCGAUGAACCCUAUACCAUAUGCAACCUCACAAUCAAGCUCACGUCCAUCAUUCAGUACCGUUGCAGAGAUGGAUUUUGGUACGAAACCACGCAGUUCAGUUGGAAGCAGCAUAGGUAGGGGUGGUAACAAUGGUUAUGCCGAUUGGUCAUUCUCAACAGCAAGAUCUAAGACAAGGUCGGCUUUGUCAAAUAUUGGUAUGGGAAUGGGAACUACGCCACGGGCUAAGAAGUAUUUCUCAAGCUAUAGCUCAUCAACCGGCAAGAGAGCUGGUACCCCUGCAUCUGAAUACCUUAGAGCUAAUAACGCCAGCUUAAUGGAUAGUCCUUCCAGACCGAAAUCAAACGCAACUCAACGCUACAAUGAUGAAAACUACCGCGAUCUUUCGAAUGAGGAUCUAGAUGGAUUAGAUGAUCCAAGAGUCUGUUGCGGUGGGAGACAUACUGUAGCUGGCUUACAACAUGACUGGAAUCACGCAAACCAUGCUAAUCACAGAAAUUCAGCAUACAGAGCUGGGGCUGGUUCACCAUUUUCAUUGCGUUCACGCAUGUCUGGUACUAGCACCUUCAGUCGCAAACAUCGCUCACAGAACUCUAUAUCAGGUGUGUAG